UGGUGGGUGAGCCGGGACCCCUCAAGGUCGAGGCUGAUGGAAGACAACGAUGAUGAUGAUGAAAAGCUCAAAGAAGAAAUAGAAGCUGAACUGGAGAAAAUCAGUAUUUCUUCCUUGGAUAAAGAUGAUGUUGACAGUGAUUCAGAAUCAGAAAUCCAGAGUGAUGAUAGUGAUACAGAUGUGGAUGAAUUGCCUGAGUCGGUUCUUCACUGUAUUGACGUCAUAAAGAAGAAGAGUAAAACUGUGGAAGAGCUCAUUCUUCAGGACUUGGAAGACACUGAUGUUUUAAGCUAUAGUUAUGGAGCAGUUUCUAAUAAUCAUACGCAUUUAAGGAUAGAAUUAUCAACUGAAUAUAAAGAAAAUCCAGAACAAUUAAUGAAGAUGUUGUCAGAAAUAGAAAAAGAAGAAUUUCUGAGGAGUGAAACCCAUCGUGGCAGUCGUGAUUCUGUUCUAGAGCCUGGUGGUCAUGAAUUGCCUGUGGAUGAACAUGUUUUGCCAGAUGAUGCUGAUAUAAAUUUUGGGUACUGUGAAGUGGAAGAAAGAUGUAGGCAGUCUUUUGAGGCUUGGCAAGACAAACAGAAAGAAGUAGAAGACCAAGAGAAAGAAACUCUCAAAGCUCAGAGGGAUAGAGAAGAAAAGCAAUUUCAAGAAGAAGAAGAGAAGAGACAUUGCUGGAUGAAACAAUUUGAAGUUGAAAAGAAGAAAUUAGAGAAUAUUCAGAAGCAAGAACAGGACAAGAUGAAUGACGAACUCCAUAAGGAAGAGAAAAUGUGGAAAGAGAAAUUUAAACAGCAUGAGGAGUUUAUUAGAAACUUGCAUUUACAAAUGGAAGAAGAAAGAACAAGAUUUAAAGACCUGCAGGAAAAAGAAAAAAUGCGUUUGUUAAAACUGCAGCAUAAUGCAGCUAUAAAAAUUCAAGCUAAAUAUAAAGCAUUUGUGGCCUACCAAAAAUAUGGCCCAAUCAUAAAAGAACAAAUAGAAAGUAAGAAAAGGAAAGCACAAGAGUGGAAAGAAAAGGAAGGAAAAAUAAGACAGAUAGAAGAAGAAAAACGAAAAAGAUUAGAGGAAGAACAGAGGAUAGAAGAAGAGAUAAAAAAGCAGAAGCAAGAAGAAAGGAAAAGGAGAGAAGAAGAAUAUGAAGAAAAAAAGAACCUCCUGAGAAGAGAAAGAGAGCAACUGUUAAACAAGGAAAAAUUAAGAUUGAAAGAAGAUGCAAGAAAACAGCUACUAAUAAGUAGAGCGUUACAGAAGGGAGACUAUAAUGCCAAACAUUUGACUGUCGAAGACACGUCAAAGAAUAAGGAUGAUGUAGCCAAAAAGCGAGGGGAUGAAAAGUCAAACAAGUUGGAAGAAGUCCCCCUUUGGCUAGUUGAAGAAUCGAGUAAGAGAAAAGAUGUAGAUAGACAGCUUGUAUUGAAAGAAUCAAUACAAGUGCAAUUAAAAGAAUCUAUAUCAAACCAAGAAAUUUGGGCAGAAUUUAAAAUGAAAGAAAAAAAUGAAAACCUAGGAAAACAACAAUGUUCAGAAAAAUUGGUCAAGCAAGAAAGAAAAUAUGAAAAUAUAUACAAAAAAACUGAAUUAGAAAAUCCAGAUCUAAAAGAAAAUGUGAAAGAACAGUUUCAGCUGCAAGAAUUAAAUUCUCAAACACAGAAAGAGGAAACCAUGAAACCUGCCGUUAAUGAGAAUAUGAGACAAGAAACCCAAAUGACAAUAUUAGGACAAAAUCAAGAAAUUAAUAAGGUGAAAAACAAUGAAGCACAGAAAAUAAUUAAAGAUAAUCAACAGAAUAAUAUACAAAAAGUAGAAAAAGAAGAGAUAUCAGAACAGAAUGGAACAUUGUAUAAAGAGAAUGAUAUUUCAGUGAUGUCAAUGAAACAAAAAGUACUACCACUAAAAUUAGAAAAUUCUGAGGAUACAGAGGAAAAUGUAAUACUACAAGAAAAGGACACUGAUUUAAAAUCUAAAGAAACAGAGGAGAACCCAAACGGCAACACUCUGAAUAGUGACAUGGUUUUUAACACCAGUGAUGCCACGAUUAAUGUAGAAGGCAAAAUAAACAAGCAAAGUUAUAUUUUAGGUAGACAAGUUCUUUGCGAAGACCUGGGUGGCUGUAAUGCAAAAAACUCCUUUGUUUUUAAAGAGGUAAACUUUCUGAACUCUCAGAUCAAAGAAAUUCCAGAAGAAUAUCUUGAAAAUAGAGCCAAGUGUGGAAGUAUAGUGACCUGCUCCGUACCAGAGCCGACACUUCUAUCUUCUAUUGAAGAAAAGAGGCUAGCUUGGAUAAAAUCAUUUAAACCUUGGUUUGAAAUUUUCAAGCAAAGUCAACAAAAGAAAAUUGUUAAGAGAAAGAGACUUGUAAAAUGCCCAGUCAACAUGAUGCCCCCUUUGAAUACACUGGAAAUUCUUCGGUGUGGCCCUUGGAAUACUUUACAGCAGGUUACAACAGUUACAUUUCAAGAUUUGCCAGGCUGUAGUCUCUCCACUCUGGCAGAGUGCACAAAUCUUCAAUUUCUGUCUCUUCAACGCUGUGGAUUAACUUCUUUGCACAGCCUGAGUAACUGCAAAAAACUGAAGUACAUUGAUGCACAGGAAAACCAUAUUGAGACUAUCAACUGUGAAAAUUUGGAAAAUCUCUGUAUUGUUCUUCUUAAUAAAAAUCAACUGACUUCUUUUCAUGGUUUGGAUGGCUGCAGUAAUAUCCAAAAUCUUGAACUUUCACAUAAUAAAAUCACUCGAAUUGCUGGUUUAGAAUCUUUGAAAAAUCUUCAGCAACUAAUUGUGGACCACAAUCAGUUAAUUAGUACGAGAGGGCUUUGUGAUACUCCUACCAUUAUAUACCUGGAUUGCUCACAUAACCAUCUUACUGAAGUCGAGGGCAUUGAAAACUGUGGAUUGCUCCAAAUACUGAAGUUACAGGGAAAUUAUCUCAGUGAGCUUCCAUCCUUGGAGAAUCAUGUUCUACUAAGAGAAUUGCACUUGGAUGAUAACAGCAUUUCAACUGUGGAAGCAUUUUCUUCAUAUUGGCUGCCUUUACUACAAAACCUAACUAUCUCUCAAAACAGCUUAACAAAAAUCAUACCACUUUUUCAUUUUGUUUCUUUGGAAAAACUAGAUGUCAACAACAAUUGUCUUUCUGAUCUUACAAGUGCCAUAAGGUGCUUUGAUGCAUGCUAUUCUCUCCGUGAAUUAUCUCUCACUGGAAACCCACUUCUUCAAGAAAUAAACUGGAGGCAUUCUCUACUUAAAAUGUUACCUGCUCUAAGAAUCCUUAAUGGUGAAAUGCUAAGCUCUUAUUCAGAGAGCCACACUGAAGAACACUAUCAGCUAGAAUUAGGACGUUUCCUGGUGCUUUGUCAGUCCCAGAUCAGAGAAUUCAACUUACUAAGUGAAAACUAUAUUACUGGAAAAGGAAAUGUAUUCACCUUGGAUGCUGCAGAAAAUCUCUGCUGUUAUUUUAAGAAAUUGAUGACACUUAGUAAUGAAUAUCGAUACACACAUGAACAUGAGGAUGUAAGUAUCACCAAGAGAGAUGAAUCAGAAGCCCAGCAAAAUCAUUUGGUGCCUACCAACAGUGAUGGCAUCCUGCAAAGUAGAGUCCUCCACUCCAGUGCAAAUGAACAUAAACUGGACUCGCCAGAUAUUUCUGAGAAACGGAAGGACUCUGGCUCUAGUCACUUCCCAUUAACCAACCUCUCCUUAUGUGAAGAUACUGAGGAAAGAAAUCAGGAAAAAAUAGUAGGCCAGAAAGGAGAAGACAGCAAGGCAGGCGGUAUCCCCACCAAAAGAAUAUCAUCCAUGGAAACAGUAAUGACAAGGUCUCUGCUGAGGAAUUGCCAAAAUAUUGAACAUCAUGAAAAAAUUACUAUGGCAGCUGUGGUAAUCCAGGCACACUGGCGUGGUUACACUGUACGCAGACAGAGUCAUUUCUCUACAAGGCUGCAUACUGCUGCAACAGGACCCCUGACAUCCUGGCCAAAUUCCUGCAUCAAGGAUCAAACUAUUUUAAAAAAAGAAAAAAGAGAAAAUACUGUCAAUAUCCAAGAACAGAGGGAGAAGGCUGCUAUUCUUAUUCAGGCGGUUUGGAAGGGCUUUCUUUUGCGAAAGAAACUGAUGACAGCUCUGGAGGCUAUUAAGAAUGAAGAAUCUGAAGAAGAAUAUGAAGAAAUAGAUUUAGAGGAUUUUACAUUUGAUGAAGCUGCCUUAGAGAAAGAAUGGCUAGCUUUAGAUUCCGCCCGUUUCCCUUCACAAACACUGCUUCUCCCAAACCAGCUGCACUGGCCAAAGUUCUCUGGAACCUUAAAAUGUGAUGAUACUUCACUUAAUUUACCAAGUCAUCCAGCUCAAGCAUGGCUGUGUAAUGAGAAAGAAAAUUUGUUUUCAUCGGAACACACGCAAUUUAGUAGCAGAUCAGAAAAUAGAACUUUGUCCUGGACACCUGAAUCAAAGACCAACAGAAAGAGUUUGCUAAAAUCUGAAAAAGAAGAAAAAAUUUCAGAAGAAUGGGGCUUUAAGGAUAUUUCUACUGCUCAGCAAAUGCUGAAGAGAGCACAGAAAAUGAAAUCAAAGAAAUUAAGGAAAAAAUUAGAUCCCACUAUGCGUCUAGCAUUAUUCAAAAAUAAUGAAAAUAAAGUUUCUGAUACUUACUAUCAAAAAGCAUCAAAGAAGGCACAGCCCAGAAGAGAUGAUUACUUUGAAGGGAAGGAAGAGCAAUUUAUCUACAAGGAUACCACUGCAAAUGAAAAAUUAGCAAGGAGUAAAGAAUAUACAUACCAAUGGCUCCACACACAGGUUGGGGUUCAUGAAACAACUAGUUCCAGAAAUAUGAAAUGCAAUCACUUCUUGCCUGAGUUAGACCCAGAUGUACUUAAUGGUGGAAGAGUUCAGCUUGUGGCAAGACUUGUAAGCAGAGAAGACACAGAUUUAGACCUUUUUUCCAUGACCAGUGGAAGCACUUUGUCUGUGAAGAGAGAAAAAAAAAAUCAGGCACACAGACACUCAGCGGGAUCUUCAAGUUGUUCAAUUAAGGGAAUACUUGCACCAAUGAUAACAAACACAAGACCUUCUAAGAAAGAACGGAUAUCAUUCCGUGACAAUCCUGUACAGCUCAGUGGUGGAUGGGGAAGUGGCAAAAAGAAGGCGAAAACUUCAAACUAAUCCUUCAAGCUUCAGCAUUCAAAACAUAUGGCAAACGGUUUCUUUUCAAGAGAUCUGUGGAUAUCUGGUCAUGUUACCAAUUGGAUACAAGAUUUUAGAGGACUGUAUUUAAUUUGUAUUAUUCUACGUAUUUCAUCAUUUUGUUUUUUGAUGGAGUUAUCUUAUUUCCCAUCUGUAAAAUACAGUUUUGCAGUUUUUCCUGUGUUCAUGUGAAAUGACCUCCAGAAAAUUAAUUCUUG
Messenger RNA from Diceros bicornis minor, 5393 nucleotides. It is a transcript of the gene LRRIQ1, whose product is annotated as leucine rich repeats and IQ motif containing 1. Bases 37 to 5154 code for a protein of 1705 amino acids. The transcript is spliced from 27 exons. NCBI's taxonomy places the organism in Eukaryota, Metazoa, Chordata, Mammalia, Perissodactyla, Rhinocerotidae. The record is from RefSeq and is a predicted model, not a curated record. Gene Ontology annotation, molecular function: protein binding.